GUCUACUCGCUAGACACGACCAUGUUUGCAACCGGUGGAUCCGAACAACCUGGGAAUAACACUGGAGAUAACAAGUACUUGGUCAAAAUCUGGGACACAAAGACCGGCGAGCUUGUCGCUACUCUCAAAGGACACACAGAUUCGGUGUUGUGCCUGGCUUGGACCCCAAAUGGAAAAAACGCUCAUCUCCGGGUCAUUUGAUGACUCAAUUAGGACAUGGAGUAGUACAACCUGGAAGCAGCUAGCAGUGCUGGAAGGGCACGCUACUUCUGUCCGAUCCAUUGCAAUUGCAGUUUAUCCAAAUGGCCGCAUCCUCGCAAGCGCAUCGUGGAACGACACAGCACAAUUAUGGAACCUCGACAACAACCAGCCCAUCAGUUUGCCCCUCGAACAUACAACCAUGGUGUUUUGUGUGUCAUUUUCGGCAGAUGGAACGCUACUAGCCACUGGCUGCGACGACAAAAAUGCGUACACUUGGGAUGUUUCUGCGAUAGUAAAAGGAGCUGGCCUCGACGAACUUCUAUUGGACCAGCACGACAAGUCCCUACUUGUUGCUGAUGCUACACAACAUCCGGUCCGUCAGCCAAUCAAGGUCUCCAAUCGCGUACCCCAAGGGUUCUUUGAUGACACACCACAUCGUGCUCGCUCUUCUGCGCGACUCGAUCCCAACAAUACGCCAUCACGACCCCGCAUUUUUCACUGGGUUCGAAACCUUUUCUCUGCCAGACUCAGUAAUGCAGAAAUCGAGCUGCGUGAGCGUGGCUCAGCGGUCGUCGACGUUCCGUAUGCCAAGGGCAAACGUAGGAACGCGUCAGCACGAGAAAGACGGAUGAUAAUAAUUCCACUGAAAUCCAAGAAACCUGCUGCAAGCACCUCAUGCCGUCCCAAUAAUAACACCACGCAACAAUCUACUGGUGCGGCGGCCCAAACAUCUUUGCAAACACAGGCUGCCGUCUCCACGUCCUCCACCGCACUUCCCGUCGCUAACACAACUUUGCACACCAAUCCUAACGCAACAAUGAAGAACGUUGGACGCUGGACUCGUUUCUGGCUGUUUUUUUGUUGUGCCUCUCCCGAGUAUACCCAUGAUCAUCUUUAAUCUAUCCCAUCCGUUUUCUUGUUCUUUUCCCAGAUCUUUGCCAGUACAUACAAUGGAGACAUAAGAAACUCUUCGUGGGGCAGUAAAA
Suillus subalutaceus is the source of this 1187-nucleotide messenger RNA. Its product is annotated as WD40-repeat-containing domain protein. Gene Ontology annotation, molecular function: protein binding. Bases 170 to 1099 code for a protein of 309 amino acids. The transcript has 4 exons. NCBI's taxonomy places the organism in Eukaryota, Fungi, Basidiomycota, Agaricomycetes, Boletales, Suillaceae. The record is from RefSeq and is a predicted model, not a curated record.